AUGUCAUUAGUUUCAGCUGUUACAGAUAAAGAACGCACUUCGCAAACCACCACCAAAAAUGGUACGAAACAUGAGAAAGUUAAUAAACGAUCAGGAGCAGUCUAUCAGACUACAGGCGAACCAUUAAGUAGAGAGGCUUUGUACAGAGCUAAGAUGAAAUAUGGUUAUUAUAAAUCUCCAGCUAACAAACCUUCUGUUGGUGUUAAAGAUACUGCCAAGGCAUCUGAUUCGGCCGCCGUUUUAGCUGCAAGUAAUAGACAAACAAUUGACGCCUAUAAGAGACUAUUAGACCCAAAUGCUACUAGAGCUGCUCACGCGGUAUCUAAGACCAAGACAAGAUCUCGUACUACUAGUGUUACUUCCAAUAAGUCACGUUCAAGUGGAGAAAAUAUAUCUUCUCAAGAGAGAGCCAGCGCUGCUGCAUCAAAAGCAUUCUCCAUGACCUCUACGAGAGAACAGACUCUAGGGACCGGUGCUGCUAUGACUGACUCUAAUAAGACAAUCACCAAUAAUAAUACAAACAAAGCUUAUUCUUUGAAGAGUGCUAGUUCUGUAUUAAAACAAUAUGAAAGAGAUCUACAUAAGCCAAAACCUGAAGUUAUUCCAACUUCCAAAAAAAUGAAUCUUUCGAAAGUGUUGAAAGGUGCUGAAUCCAGAGCAGAAACAAGAGUUAGACAAAGAACCGAACCUCAUCCAGAAAAUUUCUCCUAUGGUAUCCAGACCAACGCUCACCAGUAUAACCAGUUCACUUUAAGCAAAGAUAUGAUGAAUGCCAUUAUGUCUAAGACUGGCCAAAAAGAUAUAUCGUCAUCUGACCUUUCGGCAGCAAGUGCCAGAUCAAGUUUGAAGACAUCCGUUAAGUCUAAAGCUGAAUCUGCUUCAUCAAGUAAGAAUCACGAUAUGGCUAUGAAUGCGGCUUAUGCAGUAAGAUCAUUCGAUACAAGAAAUCCAGUUGAUGACGAGUUAGAAAAACAAGCAGAAAAUAGACAGAUGUAUUUGAAACAAUUAACCUCCACAAAAGUUCUUGCUCAAGCCAGAGCCAAUGUUGAUAAAGAGAUUGAAAAUAUUGAGAAAGAAGAUUAUGGUCGUCAAUUGUUUGCUAAUGAUGCUUAUAAUAGAACAGCUGUUUCUAUUGCCCAAAAUAAUUUGACCAAAAAGAGAGCUCUUGUAAAUAACAAGAUUAAUAUGGGUGGUGGUCUAUGGCUAUCCUCUGAGGACAUUCAACAAAUAUCUCAGAACUUAUUGAAUCCUGUCCUAGGAGAGAUUACCGAGAGAGCCGAUAGUCAAAGAGCUGCCGAUGUUGAUAUUGCUAACCGUACAAAGAAAUUACAACAAAACGUUCAGAAUUGGAAUAUAUUGCAGACUGGCAAGAUUGCUAAUGAUACUAAAUAUCAAAAGGAUUCAGAUGAUAAAUUAGCCAAGGAGAAGAAUGAUGUAUUAGUUACAGCUAACAAUAAAUACAAUGAAAUGAUUCAAAGGAUGGAAGCUGAAUUGAGUAAACACAAUGAUGAAUUCAACGACACUAAACAAACCUAUGAAGAUUUGAAAUUAGAAAUGGCUAUGAAACUUGAUUUAGAACAAGAGUAUUGCGAUAAGGAGUUGGUUAAUUGGAACGAAACACGUGCAAACGAUAUCCAAGACGCAUUAGAAGAACAACGUACUUUGUUACAACCAUAUUUAUUGGAUUUACAGAGGGCACAGGAUGAACAUGAUCAAUUGAUUAAGGAUUAUGAUACAAUUAAUGGUAGAAUCACAUUCUUAAACACACAAAUCGAUGAGCAUAAGACUAAAAUUGAAAAUUAUAGCCAUGAUUUAGAGGGUCAAAGACAACAAGAGGCAAGGGACGUCUCAGAACAAGGCGAAUUAGACGAAAAUAAGAAAGAUUUGGAAAAUAAUUUAGAUAUGUCUAUAGUUGUUAAAGCUAAUAAAGUUAAAGAAGAAGCUCAAUUAUCUGCUAAGGAAUUGGAAUUGAAACAAUUAGAGAUUGAUGCAGCUAUUAAUGCACGUAAGAGUGAAUUAAAUGAAGCUGAGAUUUCAUUACAAAAGGAGAAACUAGUUUUACUUGAUGUCAUGAAGGAAUCUUCUGAAUUGGAAGGAAGUCCACAAUUGGAUGAAGAAAAGGUGAAGGCUUUGAUAGGUAUGUCUUCGGCAGAGUACUUAAGUAAACAUAGACCUGUCCAACCAGUUGCCAACGCAAUGGAAGCUAUCCCAGAGGGCGAGGAACAAUCUGCUACUGCUGCUACUACUACUACUACUGCACCUGUUAUAGUGGCUACCUCUACGUCUGCACCUGCACCUGCACCUGCACCUGCUACUACCCCUGUUGCCAAAAAGGUCACACCCGAAACAGAACCAAUCACUAAGACUACUACUAACAGAAGUCAUAAAUCUGGUAAGUUUGGAUUAGGCGGAUUAUUUAUCGGUUCGCGAGCCUCUCACGAAGCUAAGAUGCAUGAUCAAACUAAGCCUGAAACAACAACCACGGCUGCAGCCACCACGACUACAGUUUCUCUACCUGUAAACGAGUCCCGUGACUUAGAACCAUCAUUCAGUGGUUUUUCACAGGGUUCUGUAAUCAAUAAUGAAGAUGAUGAAGCAGAGGCGGACGAUGAUGUUAUUGGUGAUACCGUAGCGAGUCUGAAAGGUAAGAGCAUCACAGUCGACAAUCAAGAUGACAACGACGAUGAAGACGAUAUCCAAAUCAAUGGAGAGACUGCCCGUCCAGAAGGAAGUUAUUUAAAGGAGGUCUUUCAAUGA
This is a messenger RNA of Maudiozyma barnettii, 2757 nucleotides long. It is a transcript of the gene EIS1, whose product is annotated as Eis1p. The record is from RefSeq and is a predicted model, not a curated record. The transcript has a single exon. NCBI's taxonomy places the organism in Eukaryota, Fungi, Ascomycota, Saccharomycetes, Saccharomycetales, Saccharomycetaceae. Gene Ontology annotation, biological process: eisosome assembly. Bases 1 to 2757 code for a protein of 918 amino acids.